Molecule: messenger RNA, 1183 nt
Organism: Theobroma umbraticum
Lineage: Eukaryota; Viridiplantae; Streptophyta; Magnoliopsida; Malvales; Malvaceae
Product: Reticulon family protein
Biological process (GO): response to bacterium
Source: RefSeq, a predicted model, not a curated record
CAGGACCUGUGAUGUUCACUUCCUUGCAUUUCAUUGUUGGUGCUGCCGUUCCUGUUCGUAUUCGUUUUUUUUUAUCCCUCCCUAUCUCUCUGCCUCCUUCUCCCUCGAAUCAAUUUCAGAGAGAAAGAACAAAAAAAGUAGUAAUCGUCAUGGGAGAUUCCAAUCCUAUACCCCGCCUAUCAGUUCAUCAAGCUCUUGGUGGUGGCCCAGUGGCUGAUGUGUUAUUGUGGAGAAAAUGGUGUGGCGGAGUUGUGAUGCUAGCCUCUGCAACGACGUUGUGGUACCUAUUUGAAAGAGCUGGUUAUAAUUUCUUGUCUUUUGUGGCCAAUGUUUUAUUGCUUCUUGUUGUUAUUCUCUUCUUCUGGGCCAAAUCUGCUUCCCUUCUCAACAGACCUUUGCCGCCCCUUCCUAAUUUGGAAAUUUCUGAGAAGACUGUUGGGAAGGUUGCUGAUGAGUUACAAGUGUGGAUCAAUUAUGCAUUGUCGAUUGCACAUGACAUUGCCAUUGGCAGAAAUUUGAAACUUUUUCUUGAGAUUCUUGCUACCCAGGUUGCUGUUGGCUUGUGGUUAUUAUCAUAUAUUGGUAGUCUCUUCAACUUCCUCACUCUGGUCUAUAUUGGAGUUAUUCUUAGUCUAUCAGUACCUCUGGUAUAUGAUAAGUACCAGCACCACAUUGAUGAGAAGCUUUCUGUAACACACAGAAUCAUUCAAAUGCAGUGCAGGAAAAUUGAUGAAACAGUACUAAGGAAGCUUCCAUUGCCCUCAAAAAAGGAAAAGAAGAUGCAGUAGGGUAUUCAGGUGGUGAAGUGUGACCAGGGUCAUAGGAUUUUCAAAGAGGUGAAGCUUAUGAGUUCUUUUUGCUCGGAUGCCAUCAGUUUUUCUAUACUAUUCGAGUUACCAAUCUUUAGCAGGACUAACCCCCAUAACUUAUAAUUUUGGGAGAAGAUUAAACCUUUUCUUGUUUUUUCCCUUUGCGGGAACCCUAUAUCCUUGAUUAAGGCUUGGCCUGGAGUUUAUAAACUUGUGUUUAAAUGUUUUACCUGUUGAAUUGGGUUGGUCAAAGAUAUCGUGCAAUGGUGGAGGAAACUUGUUUCUGCCAGUGGAGUCCAAGCUUAUUAAUUACCUGUCCCUUGUGUUGAACAAAGAUACCCUCUACAAUAUAGUCGAUUUGUUUGAUGGCCUGA